Molecule: messenger RNA, 567 nt
Organism: Amoebophrya sp. A25
Lineage: Eukaryota; Dinophyceae; Syndiniales; Amoebophryaceae
Source: the annotation of a GenBank genome assembly
UAGACCGUCGAAGGCGGCUGGUGCUAAAAGGAAAGCUGCGUCGAAAAAAAGUGAAAUUAAUAGAAUGAAACAAGUGCUCAGUGACAGUGACGAAAAGAAAAAGCGAUAGCGACUGUGAGAGAUCUACAUUCUAUUUUCCUCCACUCUUGUAUUUGCAAGCACAUGCUUUAACUGAAGGGCCUGUUAUAGUUUAAAUAGACGAUAUCUAUGAAAAGACAACCCCGAAUGGUAUCUUUAACUCCGCCAACUGGUAGUGUCACGAAAGACCUAUUGAUACUGGAAUGAAUGUAGGUGCAGUCAUGCAGGAGCCAACUGCCGUUGUAUCAAGGGUUAGUUGAUGAAAGAGCACGAUGACUAGACCGAAAGACUACCUCUACAUCGUAAUUUCAUAUCUGCAACCGCAUCGCACAAAGAGUGUGACUCAAAUUUUGGCACACGGACACGUUGUUAUUAUUGCCGCUGGGGCUGUAGCGCCUGCUUGUGGGGCUUCAUUUCAGCUUAAACUAUACGCCAUUCAUGGUCUUGAUCUACGUUGUCGCUGCGCGCGUAGCUUGGUGUGUUAACGGG